UUUGACGGCAGAGUUGUGGCCAAAUUGCCAUUCAUUCCCAUAUCACUCAUUCAGGGCUUAUCUCACCGUAAUCUGAGUGGUGAGGACUACACCGACUGCUCAUUCAUUUUUCUAUACAUUUUGUGCACAAUGUCUAUAAGACAGAACAUCCAGAAGCUGUUGGGUUUCAGUCCCUCGCGGGCCGCCAGCAAACAGAGCGGCAAUAUAUUCGCACCGAUGGGCGCCCAGAGAUAAUUGUCUUUGAUUUUAGUUACAUAUGAAAUGAAUUUUAAUAUAACACUAAACUAUAGGAACAAAACAAUAAAUUAAUGUCUAUUUUCAGUACAAA
Messenger RNA from Oppiella nova, 328 nucleotides. NCBI's taxonomy places the organism in Eukaryota, Metazoa, Arthropoda, Arachnida, Sarcoptiformes, Oppiidae. The record is from the annotation of a GenBank genome assembly.